This is a messenger RNA of Porites evermanni, 446 nucleotides long. Lineage: Eukaryota; Metazoa; Cnidaria; Anthozoa; Scleractinia; Poritidae. The record is from the annotation of a GenBank genome assembly.
GGCCAAGAAACUGCUGUUGAAAAGUACAACAUUCAGGUGUCUUCAUUUUCAGGUACCUUCUAUCUUGUUUCAUUUUUGUCAUGAUUGCUUUCAUUCGCUUUAUAUUCCACUUCAGGGCUUUUACUUCUGUGCUGUAGCAGCUGCAUGAGUUUCAUUUGUACAAUACCUUGAUCCUUAAUAUGAAAACUGUAACACUGGUUUGUAAUGAAGAUGUCAUUAAGUUGUGAAUUUAAAUCCCGUUUGUUUCUUUCUGUACUAUUUUUCCUGAAGGUUCUCCUGAACGUGAGUUCCUCACAAACAUUGAAACGAUUGUCAGGAACUGCUUGCCUCAUGACAAAUUGAAGUCAUAUUUUGCUGAUCCAGAAAGUGCUAAAGAGGCGCUCUUGAAUAAGUCACAUUUUGUAAUGAUAGAAUCAAGGUAUGGCUCAGGAUAUCGCAUGAUUUGA